This is a messenger RNA of Puma concolor (puma), 1364 nucleotides long. Lineage: Eukaryota; Metazoa; Chordata; Mammalia; Carnivora; Felidae. The record is from RefSeq and is a predicted model, not a curated record.
AUGUGGAAAAGGCAGCAGGCCAUUCAAGCAAAGAGGAACAUCCAGCAGAUCUUACAAGCUCAGCUCCUGACCCAUAAGAGCAUGUUCAAGAGGAGGGAAGUGAAGCCAAUGGACCCAGACCGACAACACUCAGAGGCUGAGAAUGGUUUGGAGGAGAAAAAGAAGAUCUGCAGGUCGCCAACAGCCCAGUCCCCUACCCCGUCCUGCGAGGCUGAGUCCCCAGACCAGAAGAGAAUCAUUUCCUUGCGGUCAAAAUCCAGUUUUGAUGGUGCCUCUUUAGCAAGUGAUAAGAACGACUGUAAAACAGAAAGCAAAAAUGAAUCUAAGAUGGACAGGAAGAAGUCUUCGUCUUCCAGCCAGUAUAAGGCAAACAUGCACUUCCACAAGCUGUUUCUUGAUGUCCCAACCGAAGAACCAUUGAGGCAGAGUUUUACGUGUGCUCUACAGAAAGAGAUAUUAUACCAGGGGAAGCUCUUCGUAUCAGAAAACUGGAUUUGUUUUCAUUCCAAGGUGUUCGGAAAAGACACUAAGAUCUCUAUUCCGGCUUUCUCCGUCACCCUAAUAAAGAAAACCAAAACUGCCCUUCUGGUGCCAAAUGCCCUGAUUAUAGCGACAGUCACAGACCGGUACAUAUUUGUCUCCUUACUCUCCAGAGAUUCCACUUACAAACUACUAAAAUCUGUGUGUGGACACUUAGAAAAUACAAGUGUUGGGAACAGUCCCAACCCGUCUUCUCUUGAGAACAGUUUCCGGGCAGACCGCCCUUCAUCUCUGCCUCUGGAUCUCAACGAUGAAUUCUCAGAUCUGGAUGGAGUAGUCCGACAAAGAAGGCAAGACAUGGAAGGAUACAGCAGUUCUGGUUCCCAGACUCCCGAAUCCGAGAACUCUCGAGAUUUCCAUGUGACAGAAUCCCAGACAGUUCUGAAUGUCUCCAAGGGAGAAACAAAACCAACUCGGGCAGAUGCCCAUGUGAAUAGAGUGCCUGAAGGAAAAGCCAAGAGUCUCCCUACACAUGGUCAGUCAGAAACCAUUGGAAUCUUACACAAAGUAAAGCCUCAGACAUGUACGACUCUCCACCAUAUUCUUAUUUUUUACGCAAUCGUUGUCUGUGCACUAAUCAUCUCGACCUUCUACAUGAGAUACAGAAUUAAUACUCUGGAGGAGAGGCUGGGGUCACUAACCUCCACUGUGGACAUUCAUCAUAAUGAACAGACAGCACCAUCCGGCCUGGGGUCACAAGUCCAAUUAAACGUGGAGGUCCUCUGCCAAGAGCUUACAGCUAACAUAAUGAAAUUAGAAAAGAUACAAAACAACCUACAGAAGCUGCUUGAGAAUGGUGACUGAAGGACCACAUUGUUCGGGCC